AUGUUGAAAUUUGAUAGUCAAGCUACUGGGGAAAGAAGAUUGCUACAGCUCAAUGAGUUAGAUGAAUUCAGAUCUCAAGCUUAUGAAAAUGCCAAGAUUUACAAGGAGAAAGCAAAGAAAUGGCAUGAUCAAAAGCUAACAAGAAGAGAGUUUAUAGAAGGUCAACAAGUACUAUUGUACAACUCAAGGCUCAAGUUUUUCCCAGGAAAGUUGAAGUCAAGGUGGUCUGGCCCAUUUACAGUCAUCAAGGCUUCCCCUUAUGGUCAUGUGGAACUUAUGGAUGACAAAACACAGAGGACUUUCACUGUCAAUGGCCACAGGCUUAAGCAUUACUUAGGAGACACAUUGGAUGAGCAAAGGGUGAACUGUUCCCUCAACUGA
Arachis stenosperma is the source of this 381-nucleotide messenger RNA. RefSeq lists its product as uncharacterized. The coding region runs from base 1 to 381 and encodes 126 amino acids. NCBI's taxonomy places the organism in Eukaryota, Viridiplantae, Streptophyta, Magnoliopsida, Fabales, Fabaceae. The transcript has a single exon. The record is from RefSeq and is a predicted model, not a curated record.